Protobothrops mucrosquamatus (brown spotted pit viper) is the source of this 1823-nucleotide messenger RNA. RefSeq names its product lymphocyte specific protein 1 (gene LSP1). Gene Ontology annotation, molecular function: actin binding. The transcript has 11 exons. Gene Ontology annotation, biological process: signal transduction. NCBI's taxonomy places the organism in Eukaryota, Metazoa, Chordata, Lepidosauria, Squamata, Viperidae. The coding region runs from base 102 to 1358 and encodes 418 amino acids. The record is from RefSeq and is a predicted model, not a curated record.
UACAGGAAGAGUGGUGAGAGAACAACUGCACUCUUAUCAUUCUUACAAAACAGUUUGGAGAGAAAAGUGACUCAACUCACAAUCUUAAACCAGCAAAGAAAAUGGCUGAGGAGCAACAAUGUUUGAGAGACCUUGAGGGUGAAAUCGGGGAACAGGAAGGUGCCGAAGGAGAGACCCAAAGGCUGACAGCUCAAUGGAGUGUGGAGGAUGAGGAGGAAGCUGCAAGGGAGCGACGUCGAAGGGAACGUGAAAGACAGCUGAGGUCCCAGGCAGAAGAAGGACUCAACUGCACCUCUGAAGUGGCAGUGCAAGAAAGCAAGAUUGAUGGGAAGCCUUCUAGAACCUCAGAACUGGAAGAAGAUGAAGGCUUUAGUGACUGGUCCCAAAAACUUGAACAGCGCAAGCAGCGAUGGGGAGGAGAGGGAGUGCAAGAAGGGGACCAAAUUCACCAAGGGGAAUGCAGAGAAGCUCAACAAGCAGAACCUAUACAGGGUGAAGAAAGGUCACCAAGGCACUCCUACGAGGAAGAAGACUGCAAUCUGAAGGAAACAAAAGGAAUGAUGGAGCAAGUCCAUCUGGAUGGGGAGUCUCCCACCUUCAUCCGAUUUGAAACCGGACCAUCCAAUUUCCUCAAGUUUGUUUCUACUUCAACUUCAGAAGAUCAGCCUGAAGCAGAGCUGGAGCAACAGCAGCAGAUUAGGGAAACCUUGGAGCUUGGAGAAGGGAAUCAGUAUGCUGAGGACCAGCUCCAAGAAGAGAACAUUACAGAAGAGAAUAAGCCCAAGGAAGAGGAAGAAAACCAAAAGGACAAGAAAAUAUGCCAAUAUGAGCAAGAAGAGGUCCCAGAAAAACAAAGGAUCCCAAGUAAUUCCAGUCAGGAAGAGGAAUAUCAAGGUCCUUUAAGCCCAACAUUAAAGAUCACUGACAGAACUGAAUCCCUGAACCGAUCUGUGCAGAAAAGUAACAGUAUGAAGAAGACCCAGGCGCCACUUCCAGUUUCCAAGAUUGAUGAUAAGCUUGAGCAAUACACUCAUGCACUUGAGAUCUCCAGCAAAACUCCAAAGCCAGCACGCCAACUUUCCAUUGACCUUCCUACCAAUACUGCAGCAGUGGCCAGCACAAAAAACCUUUGGGAGACUGGGGAAGUGUCUCAGUCUUCUACAAAAUCAAUGCCCUGCAAGGACAUUGUGGCUGGAGACAUUGUGAAUAUUAGAAGCCUUUGGGAACACAAGGAGAGCUCCCAAACAGAUGCAAAUUCGAAGGUCAGGAUUCCUGGCAAGAAAUAUAAGUAUGUGGCAAUUGGACAUGGACAGUACAAAAGGGUGCCAAUAGAAGAUGAUGGGGUGACGGAAAAAUAGCUGUCCUGUGUACCAAACUCACAGGUAAAGCCCAGCUUGGAAACCCGAGACAAUACUUCAUGCAACUCUGAUAUUUCCCUGGCUAUAAGGGAAAUACAGUGAAAGGAUUUCUUCCCUCCUAGCUCAAACUGGCACUCUGCUUUAAAAUCAGCUAUUGAUUUCUUCACAUAUGGAAGCAUUUCUCCAAACUGACUUCAUUGGAACUUGUACUUGGCAUCAACUCAAGAAGCAAUAAUAAAUUUGAAACCCUUUCUAGAUCAGAUUUUUAUUUUGAGAAGUUAAAAAUGUGUGCUAUAUUGAGUUUUUCUCGGGUUUUUUUUUAACCGAAUUCCUAGCUUUGACUAGGAGAAAAAGGUAAAACUCUCACCCCACUCCUUUAUCUCUCUCUUUACACCCUUGGUAAGGAGGGAGGAAUCUUCAGCUCAAGAUAGCUAGUAUAGAUUUCUGAGAUCUGAGAAUGUAAAU